This is a messenger RNA of Purpureocillium takamizusanense, 1825 nucleotides long. RefSeq lists its product as uncharacterized. The record is from RefSeq and is a predicted model, not a curated record. The coding region runs from base 308 to 1747 and encodes 479 amino acids. The transcript has 2 exons. Gene Ontology annotation, molecular function: oxidoreductase activity. Lineage: Eukaryota; Fungi; Ascomycota; Sordariomycetes; Hypocreales; Ophiocordycipitaceae.
CGACAUGACACGGGAGCGUUUAUCAACGCCGGCGGGCGCUGCGCGACGCCCGGAUUGUCGUAUGGUGUGGUGUGGCCGCCCUGAUAUCUAUGGCGAGCCGGUAGCCUCCUCUUCCUGUUCCUACGUUAAAGCCAACUCCCCAUACGCUCUUUACUACGUAAAACCAACUCCCCGUACGCUCUUUACCCCCUUCGCUCCCUGCGUGUCUUUUAUAAUAUAUAUAUUUUCCGGCCCUCUUGAACUGGAUACGCGCCGGUCUAGUGACAGCCUUAUCCCUUUUGCGACAAAAGUCAACAACUAACUCGCGAUGCUGCUGCCAAGCUUCAUCGUCGGGAGCGCGCUCGCCCUCGCCACCACCGCCGCGGGCUCUCCAUGCAGCCCGCCCAACGUCGUGCACAAGGACAUUGUCAUCGUCGGCGGCGGCGCGUCAGGUGUAUACGCUGCUGUCCGCCUUCGCGAAGACUUUGGCAAGUCCAUUGCCCUCAUCGAGAAGCGCGAGAUUCUUGGCGGCCAUGUCGACUCCUUCACCGACCCCGAGACGGGCGGCAACAUCGAAUUCGGCGUCCAGGCCUUCCUCGACGUCGGCAACGCCACCGGCUUCUUCGACCGCCUCGGCGUCGCGCGCAGGCCCUUCGCGGCCGAGCGCCUCAACUCCACGUACAUAGACUUCGAGACGGGCAAGGUGCUCAACUUCACCCUACCGCCAAUGGCCGAUCAGCUCGCGGCCAUGAACAAGUUCCUGCAGGUCAUCGAGCCGUGGGAGCGCCUCCUGCAGCCGGGCUACUUUGACUUUCCCGACCCGGACGAGAUCCCCGGCGACCUGCUGCUCCCCUUUGGCGAGUUCGUCACCAAGCACGGCAUCGAGAACGCCGUGCCCCGCAUAUACUCCAUCAGCGGGCUCGGGCUCGGCAACAUCACGAACGAGAUCACCAUGUACGUCCUGCAGGCGUUUGGCGGGCCCAACGCGCGCGUCGUGGUCGGUCGGGGCCGCUCCUUCGAGCCGGCGUCGGGUCGGAACCAGGAUCUCUACGACGCGGCGGCCAGGCUCCUCGGCUCGGACGUCCACUACUCGAGCACCAUCGUCGACUCGCACCGCACCGACUCAAAGGUACGGGUCACCGUUCAGGACGCCAAUACCAAGAUCAACACGACCAUCAUCGCGAAACGCCUCCUCGUGGCCAUCGAGCCCUCCCGGGGGCGGAACAUCCAACCGUUGGACCUAGACGAAGACGAGCUUAACCUGUUCAACAAGUUUCGCUACACGUCUCGAUUCGCCGGCGUCAUCGACAGCAAGGCCCUCGCCGUCAACAAGUCCUACGUCAAUCUGCCGGCCAACGCCGCGCCCAACAACUACCUCUCCUACCCCGAGGUCCCCUUCAACGCACGCUUCGACUACCUCGGCACGGGGCACUACUUCCGCGUCGGCGUCAUGGGCAACCACGCGGUGAGGGACGACAACGCCAAGCAGCUCGUGCAGCAGAGCUACGAGACGCUCCUGGAUGCGGGGGACCUGGUCCCCGGCGAGACGGACCGGAACAUUACCUGGAAGGCGUUUUCGGCCCACGGGCCCAUGUACGCGCGCGUCUCGCGCGAGGACAUCCAGGCCGGCUUCUAUAAGAGGCUGUACGAGAUACAAGGCCGGCGGUCGACGUGGUGGACGGGCGCGGCGUGGAGCGCCCACAUCCAGACGGUCCUCUGGAAGUACGACGACGUCCUUAUCCCCAAGAUGCUGGAGGGGCUGGAGUAGAUUCUUUCGCUAGGAGGGCAUUGUACAUGAUACUUCACUUCAAACCAACCCUCGCUUGCAGCAAUGCGCCCGUCACGC